Pichia kudriavzevii is the source of this 2172-nucleotide messenger RNA. RefSeq lists its product as uncharacterized. Gene Ontology annotation, biological process: phospholipid biosynthetic process. Gene Ontology annotation, molecular function: glycerol-3-phosphate O-acyltransferase activity; glycerone-phosphate O-acyltransferase activity. The record is from RefSeq and is a predicted model, not a curated record. The transcript has a single exon. Bases 1 to 2172 code for a protein of 723 amino acids. NCBI's taxonomy places the organism in Eukaryota, Fungi, Ascomycota, Pichiomycetes, Pichiales, Pichiaceae. Gene Ontology annotation, cellular component: endoplasmic reticulum membrane.
AUGUCAGAGAAGUCACUUGACAGGUCCUCCAAUGAGGAAAUGCAGAAGCAUUACGAAGAUCUACGUAAACUUUAUAAGCCACCGUCUAAAAUUCGGUUAUUUAUUUAUGACCUUAUACUUUGGGCUUUUUGUGUGGUUUUCGAUUGCUUCUUCCGUGAGAUAAGGUCAAGAGGUGGAUUCAAGGUCCCUAAGAAGGAUGCCGUAAUUUUUGUUGCUGCUCCGCAUGCAAAUCAGUUUGUUGAUCCAAUCAUCCUAAUGUCUCAAAUUAAAAAGGCAUCAAAUAGACGUAUUUCUUGUUUGAUUGCUGAAAAGUCCCACAGGAGAAAGUUUAUUGGUUUAGUUUCAAGGUCGCAAUUGGCUAUACCUGUUAAGAGAGCUCAAGACAAUUUGCAAACCAGGAAAGGUUUGAUCAGACUAGACCAGAAUGAUGAAUUGCACAUUAUUGGUUCUAACACACAAUUCCUCAAAGAUUGCCAAAGUAAAGGCCUUAUUGCUCUUCCAAAUUCAUUAGCGAGUGGUGUGAUUGAAAAGGUGGUAUCUGACACAGAGAUUUACUUGAAAAAGCCACUGAGAUAUUCGUCACCGAAGAAUGAGGCUCGUGCCCAAAAAGUCUUGGUUGAAGGGACACCCUUCAAAGCAGCCGAUAAAAUUGAUCAAUCCGAGGUUUACGCACAAGUAUUUGAACACCUGGCCCAUGGUUAUUGUAUUGGUGUUUUCUCAGAAGGUGGUUCCCACGAUAGGCCAGAUUUGUUACCAUUAAAGGCUGGUGUUGCUGUCAUGGCUUUAGGUGCGAUGGAUUCCACACCUGGCCUAAAUGUUAAAAUUGUCCCUGUAGGUAUGAAUUAUUUCCAUGCCCACAAGUUUAGAUCUAGAGCAUUAGUUGAAUUUGGCGAUCCGAUUGAAAUUGGCGAUGAUUUAUUGAGAAUGUACUCAAACUCUUCAACAACGUCAAAUGCAGUUAAAAUUUUACUCGAUGAAAUUACUAAGGGUGUGAAGUCAGUCACGCUAUCAUGCCCAGAUUUUGAAAGCUUAUCAGUUGUUCAAGCUGGUCGUAGAUUGUACGCCAACAACUUCUCCAGCCAAUUGUCACUUGCUACAAGGGUUGAGAUGAACAGGCGUUUGUUGAAUGGUUAUUUACAUUUCAAAGAUGACCCAAAAGUUGUGAAGCUGAAGGAUGACAUUUUGAGAUAUAACGAGAAUUUGAAAAGUAUGAAAAUACCUGACCAUUUGGUUGGUAAUACCGAGGUCAAGUCCAAGUUUCUAGUGUUGUCUGAACUAUUACUUGCAGGCCUACAGGUGGCAGUUUUAGGAUUGUUGGCAUUGCCUGGUAUAAUUUUGUUUUCUCCUGUUUUCAUUGCAACGAAGAGGAUUUCUGAGGUCAAAAGAAGAGAAGCUCUGGCAGGAUCUACAGUUAAAAUUAAAGGUAACGAUGUCAUUGCUACUUGGAAAAUUCUUGUUGCUAUGGGAUUUGCUCCAAUUUUAUACACGGCUUAUUCAUUGAUCGGUAUCAAGGUUGUUCAUCUUUACUACCCAAAUGUAUCCAGACUAUUUGCAUUUUCAAUAUUUUAUGCUUUAUCAGUGACACUAACUUAUUCUGCACUUAUUUUUGGUGAUAAAGGUAUGGAUCUGUUUAAAGAGUCUAGAUCUGCGUGGCUUUUACUCACGGAUAAAAAUGGCUUCAACAAUUUGAAAAAUCAAAGAGAUAGACUAUCGGUUGAAAUUACCUCUCUAAUUAACGAGUAUGGUCCACAAAUCUAUCCUGACUUUAACUUACUAGAGUAUGAGAAGAACCUUCAAAUCAAGAAGGCAUUGAAAGACAAACGCAAGAGGGAACAGUUUGAAAAGUUGCAGAGUGGUUUAACUGAAGAAGAACAGUUAGAAGAGAUCAAAACUCAGGAGCUCAGACAACGUAGAUUACAGAGAAAAAUGGAAAGGAAAAUGGGCGACGAUGAUAACAAGAAAAUCGAUAAAAAAUUUGUCAUAACCCAGAAUACUUCAAUUCUUCAAGAUGACCAUUCGAGUAACGAACUGUCUUCCACUUCUCUUUCGGAUUCAGAGUUAUCAUCAUCGGAGUCUGAUUUUAGUAACUCAUCAUCUGCUAAGUACAAAACCUUGAAUAUGAUCAAAGACCAAAUGAUCAGGGAAAACAGGGAAAGAGACAAUAGUAAUUAG